ACGCAAACCUCACUUUCAAAAAAGAAUAAAGAAAGAUCAGUUGAACCUAAAGCUCUCUCUCCUCUUAUUUUCUCUCACUCUUAUCAUCUUCUUGCUCUCCAAUUUCAGCACUAGUGUUCACUUUCUUCUAUGUCGAAUAAUGAGAAGAAAACCCCGUUUCGUUACGAUCCUUUCGACUGUAACCCUCAAGGAUUUAACCGGUUAGGCUAUAACUUCUUUCAAGAUCAUCAUCAAAAUCAAAAUCCUUCCAUGUAUAAUAAUCAACGUCCUUCACCUACACAAGGCCUACAAGGGUUUGAUCCAAGCUCCUACAGCAUGAGCUUCACUGACUGUUUACAUGGCUCCAUGGAUUACAACACUCUAUCAAGAGCUUUUGACAUCUCGUGCUCAUCAUCUGAAGUGAUUAGUCCCAUAGAAGACGCUUCUAAUAAUAAGAAAAGUAGUACUGUACAUGCUGCUGGAGAUUCAGCUGGAAUCAAUGAGAAUCCAUCAACCCCAAAUUCUUCUGUUUCUUCUUCGUCUAAUGAGGCAGCAGCAGAUGAAGAUUCUGAGAACAACAAGAAAGAUAAGCAGCCGAAAGCCCGCGAAAAUGGAGAUCAUGAGAAGAAUAAGAAAGCUGGGAACAAGCCAAAAAAGGAGAAAAAACAAAGGGAGCCGCGGUUUGCUUUCCUCACUAAGAGCGAGAUCGAUCAUCUUGAAGAUGGGUACAGGUGGAGAAAGUACGGACAGAAGGCAGUCAAGAAUAGCCCUUACCCAAGAAGUUACUACAGAUGCACAAGUCAAAAGUGCACAGUGAAGAAACGCGUUGAAAGAUCAUUCCAAGAUCCCACAAUCGUGAUCACAACAUAUGAAGGCCAACACAACCAUCAGUGUCCUGCUACACUUCGAGGCACUGCCGCCGGAAUGCUAUCACCUUCACUUUUUGGAUCUGCGUCGGUUGGUCCCAGCUUUCCUCAGGAGCUCCUCACUCAAUUGCUUCCGCCACUUACAAAUAACCAAGCCGUUCCACCUGCAAUGUACUAUCAGAAUCUUGUACCACAGCAGCAGCUCCAGGUUCCUGAUUAUGGCUUAUUGCAAGAUUUAGUUCCCUCAUUUAUCCAAAAACGGGAGCAAUGAACUCAUCAUCACUUCGUCUCUCUAAAUUAAUUCGCAAAGGGAAUUCGCUUCUCAUAGAUGAACAAAUACCUGCAUGGUAUCGCUCUCUUACAUACCGAGAGAGUUAAUUUCAUAUUUCUGACAUAUUGGAAUUCAUUCACAUUCAUCUCCUGGAGCUUGCAAUACCCCAGCUGCCUUUUUCAAAAAGUGAAUGAUGAUCCCUUUCCGUAUGUCUGUUUGCUAUCUCUGCUGCCAAACUUUGCAUGAAAACAAGUCUCAAAUGCGAGGAUGGUGGGGAAGUGUUAAUAGUAUAUCAUUAUGUUUGUAAAAUUGCAAUUACUAUGGUGGUUGUUUGACCACUUAUAUGGAGGUACGUAAUAUAUAUGGAUAUAUAUGUUGAUGAAGA
Molecule: messenger RNA, 1501 nt
Organism: Pistacia vera
Lineage: Eukaryota; Viridiplantae; Streptophyta; Magnoliopsida; Sapindales; Anacardiaceae
Product: WRKY transcription factor 71-like
Exons: 3
Coding region: 130-1116 (328 amino acids)
Biological process (GO): regulation of DNA-templated transcription
Molecular function (GO): sequence-specific DNA binding; DNA-binding transcription factor activity
Source: RefSeq, a predicted model, not a curated record